Molecule: messenger RNA, 11578 nt
Organism: Capra hircus (goat)
Lineage: Eukaryota; Metazoa; Chordata; Mammalia; Artiodactyla; Bovidae
Gene: ZNF281
Product: zinc finger protein 281
Exons: 2
Coding region: 125-2746 (873 amino acids)
Biological process (GO): regulation of transcription by RNA polymerase II
Cellular component (GO): nucleus
Molecular function (GO): DNA-binding transcription factor activity, RNA polymerase II-specific; RNA polymerase II cis-regulatory region sequence-specific DNA binding
Source: RefSeq, a predicted model, not a curated record
GCUGCGCAGUGCCGCGCAGGCUUUUAAUUCCAUUGUGGAGAGGACGGCGUUAUUUUUAUUAACCGGAGGCGGCGGCGGCGGCGGCGGCGGCGGCGGCGGCGGCGGGACCCGCCUGCUCCGGGGCAUGAAAGUCGGCAGCGCGUUCCUGAGCGGCGGCGGCGGCGGCGCGGGCAGCGGCGGGCGGGCGGAGAUGGAGCCCAGCUUCCCGCCGGGCAUGGUGAUGUUCAACCACCGGCUGCCCCCGGUCGCCAGCUUCGCGCGGCCGGCGGGCGCGGCCGCCCCUCCCCCGCAGUGCGUGCUGGCCGCCGCCCCGGCCGCGGCCCCGGCCGCCGAGCCCCCCCCGGCGCCCGCCCCGGACGUGACUUUCAAGAAGGAGCCGGCGGCGCCCGGCGCGGCCUUCCCGGCGCAGAGGACCUCCUGGGGCUUCCUGCAGUCGCUGGUCAGCAUCAAGCAGGAGAAGCCGGCCGACCCCGACGAGCCGCCGGGCGCCCCCCACCCCCACUACGGGGGGCUGUUCGCGGGGGCCGACGAGCGGGCUUCGGGGCUGGGCGGCGGGGAUGGGGGCGGCGCGGGCGUCAUCCAGGACCUGAGCGCCCUGCACCCGCCGCCGCCCGCCCCGCAUCCGCACCCGCACCCGCGCGACGUGCUGCUCGGCCGGACUGACGACCCCCGCGGCCCCGAGGAGCCCAAGCCGGACGCGAGCGUCAAGAAGGCCAAGAGGCCAAAGCCAGAAUCUCAGGGAAUCAAAGCCAAGAGGAAGCCGGGCGCCUCUUCCAAGCCGCCGCCGGCGGGGGACGGGGAGGGCUCCGUGCUGUCCCCGAGCCAGAAGCCCCACGUCUGCGACCACUGCAGCGCCGCGUUCCGCAGCUCCUACCACCUGCGCCGGCACGUCCUCAUCCACACGGGCGAGCGGCCCUUCCAGUGCGGCCAGUGCAGCAUGGGCUUCAUCCAGAAGUACCUGCUGCAGCGGCACGAGAAGAUCCACAGCCGCGAGAAGCCCUUCGGCUGCGACCAGUGCAGCAUGAAGUUCAUCCAGAAGUACCACAUGGAGAGACACAAGCGCACGCACAGCGGAGAAAAGCCAUACAGAUGCGACACUUGCCAGCAGUACUUCUCCAGGACUGACCGGCUGCUGAAGCACAGGCGCACGUGCGGGGAGGCCCUGGGCAAGGGGGCGCCCAGCGCGGAACCUGCGUCCUCCGGCAGCCACAGCAGCGCGGGUAGCCUGGCUGUGUUGUCUCAGGGAAAUACCAGUUCUUCGAGGAGAAAAGCGAAGUCCAAGAGCCUCGCCGUUGAGAGCAAGGAGCCCAAGACGGGGAAAGGGAGUGAAUCCCACCUGUCCAACAGUAUAAACAUGCAGAGUUAUUCCGUAGAGAUGCCGACCGUGUCUUCCAGUGGAGGCAUCGUUGGCCCUGGCAUAGACGAACUCCAGAAAAGGGUGCCCAAACUGAUCUUCAAGAAAGGAAGCAGGAAGAGCACCGAUAAGAACUACCUGAAUUUUGGGUCACCGUUACCAGACCUGGUUGGGCAGAAGUCCUUGUCCGGGAAACCCAGCGGCUCCCUUGGCAUCGUGUCAAACAGUAGCGUGGAGACCAUUGGUCUCCUCCAGAGUGCAGGUGGCAAACAAGGUCAGAUAAGCAGUAAUUACGAUGAUGCCAUGCAGUUCUCAAAGAAAAGAAGAUACCUACCAACCGCCAGCAGCAACAGUGCCUUUUCCGUGAACGUGGGACACAUGGUGUCCCAGCAGUCCGUCAUUCAGUCCGCGGGCGUCGGUGUUCUGGACAGUGAGGCCCCGUUGUCCCUUAUUGACUCCUCCGCCCUGAACGCGGAGAUUAAGUCUUGUCAUGACAAGUCAGGAAUUCCUGACGAGGUUUUACAGAGUAUUUUGGAUCAGUACUCCAACAAGUCGGAGAGCCAGAAGGAGGACCCCUUCAGCAUAGCGGAGCCACGGGUGGAUCUGCACGCCUCAGGAGAACACUCGGAACUGGUUCAGGAGGGAAAUUUGAGCCCCGGCACCCAAACUCCUUCAAAUGACAAGGCGAGCAUGUUGCAAGAAUACUCCAAAUACCUCCAACAGGCUUUUGAAAAAUCCACGAAUGCAGGUUUUACUCUGGGACACGGUUUCCAGUUUGUCAGCCUGUCUUCACCUCUCCACAGCCACACUUUAUUCCCAGAAAAACAGAUAUACACUACAUCUCCUUUGGAGUGUGGUUUCGGCCAGUCUGUUACCUCAGUGUUGCCAUCUUCAUUGCCAAAGCCUCCUUUUGGGAUGUUGUUUGGGUCUCAGCCAGGUCUUUAUUUAUCCGCUUUGGAUGCCACACAUCAGCAGUUGACACCUUCCCAGGAGCUGGACGACCUGAUAGAUUCUCAGAAGAAUUUAGAGACGUCGUCAGCCUUCCAAUCCUCAUCUCAGAAACUGACUAGCCAGAAGGAACAGCAGAAAAACUUAGAGUCCUCAGCAAGCUUUCAGAUUCCAUCUCAGGAGUUAGCUAGCCAGAUAGAUCCUCAGAAAGACGUGGAGCCUAGAACAACGUACCAGAUUGAGAACUUCGCACAAGCGUUUGGUUCUCAGUUCAAGUCGGGCAGCAGGGUGCCAAUGACCUUUAUCACUAACUCUAAUGGAGAAGUGGACCAUAGAGCAAGGACUUCAGUGUCAGAUUUCUCAGGGUAUACAAACAUGAUGUCUGAUGUUAGCGAGCCAUGUAGUACCAGAGUAAAGACCCCUACCAGCCAGAGUUACAGGUAAGGUCCCAGGAGUGACCAGGCUGGAGGUCUUCUAAUGUAAUUCUGUUUUAUUUUGAGAACACUGCCAUUGGAAUGUUUCUACACGAUCCUAUUAAGAAUAAUGUAAUGCCCUUUCAAUGCAACUUUUCAUAUUUAGUUUAUUUUGUUAGCGUGAUUUUAGCUCUGUUUGUAUUAUGAUUUUUAAUCAAAAUCAAUAGAUUAAAAUAGUUUGACAUUCGAAGUGACAAUGUUUAGCAAUCAAAUUUACAUGUAUAGAUUGUCAGGGAAUAGCCCAAAAGUUUUAAAUGCAAAAAAAAAGAAAAAAAAUCAUACAAAAAAAAAAAACAAAACAAAAAACCACGAAAAAAAAAAAACUUUGUUGCUAGGAUUAAGGUUAUUCUAAUUGCUUUACUCUCAGGAAAGUGUAAUAACGCAUGGGAAUUCUGUACGUUAUCACUGUAAUGGAAUAUCCAAUUUACAGAUAGUAUGAUAAUACAUUUCAUCACAUAAGUAAGGGAUCGAAAACAUUUCAAAUUGCUCUAUCUGGGCUGAUGUGAUAAACGUUUCAUCAUUUAAGGGAUCGAAAACAUUUCAAUUUGCUGUCUCCAUCUGGGCUGAUCCAAAAUUCUGAGAUGUUGGCUACCUAUAUUUUGUUGCAGCUUUUAAAUGUACUCUGAUCUUCCAAACCACAUUCAUUCCAGCCUGGUAGAACAAAUAUUCUUGGAUCUUUGAUCAAAGCCUGGAAUGAUAGCUUUAAUAAGAGAAGGAAAAGAAAAGCACCCUCUCCUUAUCCCAGCUGUAAGAAGGCUGUGACUCCAUCCAGAGCUGAUGGGCACAGUGUUAAAACCCACGUGGUUGGUUGGUUCCAGUAUUAGAACCCAAGUUGGAAUUACAUAAUUCUUUGAGGUUUGGGGUGUGUGGUAUUUAUACAUGGCCUAAAAACAUUGUUCUCUGUCUCUGUUAUUACGUCACCCACACUUCUGGGGGAGUUUAUGUUAUUUUGGUUCUUAACCUGUCCUCUCUUAAGAGUUCUAGGCCUUCCUGGUCCCCUCUUCUCCCUGUCUGAACAGUUUUAAUUUUAGAACAAUUCACAUUCCAAUGCAUGAUCCGUCGUGCGUUUCCCAUGCCUUAUGGCAUCCAAACACCAAACAAUAGGUCAGACACCCCCUCCCCCUUUUUAAAAAACAGCCCACACAGAUGUCCAUGUAUAAUAAAGCCCCACAUGCUCGGAGCUGUGGAUACAAAUAAGGUGGUAAUUCCAACUGGUGACAGAGCCAGUGUGAGGGUUAAGAGUAUCUCCUUUAGUAAGGAGCGACGUCAGCACCUCUUUGUGAAAUUGCAGCCUGUGUAGUGUACAUGUUAAAAGGGUGCGUUAGUCAGUAUUGUAGAAGGGUCCUGUAAAGUCAUCCAAACUUGCUUUGAACGCUAAUUGCCAUUUGAGGCCACUGGUAGACAGUGGCUCUGCUCUAAACCACUUUUUAGCAGUUGUAUUUUUUUCCUGAUUAUAUUUUUAAUGUACUUUGAUGUUUAUGCUGAUGAGUUUUUUAUGUACUUUUGGUGAUGUUUCAGUCUUAUGUACUCUUCUGACGUCAGAAAAGUACCACUGGCUGUUUGCAGUCUUAUUGUGUAAUGAGCCUACCACAGGCUUCCAUGUAUAAUAAAGUAAUUAAUAUUGUGCAAGUGUAAAACACUUCUGUUAUGAAAGCAGUGUUUGGAAAAUGAGAAAUUAUUUAAAAUGGUUACAAAAUAGUUAAUUUCCUAUCCCCACUUUCCUCUUUUAAAGGUCUGCUUUACCAGCGAAAGGGUCACUUAUUUGUCAUUGCAAGAUUCUUAGAAAACGUGUCUAAUCCUCUUAAAUACACUCAGCACUAAAAGUCUGUGCUGUCUUGGUAAGCGCUGUCAGUCCUGUCGGGCGCAGAGUGCCAGCUGCAAGCAGAGGGUGGAGAGGACUUUCCCACCGUACCUCUUGAGCUGUAUGACUUUUGCCUCCAGUGUUUUGUUUUAUACAGGUUUUGAAUUCCUUUACCUUUUAUUGUGUGUACUGAAUACUCCUUAUGUACUAUUCUGAUUGUUUGCUCUAGUUUACUACCAAUAAAAGACCUGUUACUCACAAAAUCGAAGAAAGGAGAUAUCACUUAAUGUCCAGUCACAUUUUUCAGGUUUUUCUUUUCAAUACAUUUCAUAAAAUAUUCAUGUCAGUAAUACAGCCUGCAGUUUAGGGACUGGAAUUUUAUGUCUGUGUUUUUAACUUGAGUGUUUCAUGUUUCUAGGUUUUAUUUUACUUGAAAAUUGUAUGAGUAUUUUCUUCAAUUUGAGGCGUAUGCAACAAUAGAAACUUAAAUAGUAUGGCAGUUAGAACGUGGAAAUGCGGUUAGCCAUCCCAAAUAUUCCAGGGAGAUGACUUAUUGAGGUUUCAUUUUAAAUCAGAUUCCAGUAUCUUUGGGUUCUAGGUGCAUCCUUUUUAACUCCAGAAGAUUGUAAUAAAAGAACAGUAGGAAACAAAAGUGGCCCUGAGCAUUUUUAGUGGGAAAGAAGACAUUGUUAAAUCGUAGUUUAACAGUGUUUCAUUUCAAGAAGUUGUGAGUCUAGAUACUGGAGAGAGCCAAGACAUGUAUAUACUGGGGAUGCAGAAAAGGUUUGAAAGUGUGUGUGUUAAGGUUAAAGAUGAAAGAGAAACAUUGUAGGUGUGUGUAAAGCCUGUGAGAAAAAUUAUGCUUUGAAAUUCAGAGGGUAGAAUAGGUCUUUGAAGCUUUGCUUUUUCCAUAUAUGAUACUAUGUAGAGAAAUGAUAUAUUCAUGUUAAGCAUAAAUGUGGAUUUCUCUGUAGAGAGGCUAUCUACUUGUGGAGCCAUUUAAUUAGGGAAAGUAAAUUUGUUUUUUUCUUUGCCAAGAUUAUUCCCUAGGUUUGGUCAUUUUCUUGAACAAGAGCACUAAGUGAAAUCUCACUGAUUCUGUGUCAAAAUCCAACUUGUGAUGUCUUCUGCACCGGUGACAUUGCUUUGUUCUAGAUUAACCUUAAUAUGAAUUAACCUUAGCGUUAAUUUCGUUCAUCUACUGUCCCUCCCCCUUCUUUAUCCUUUGCAUGGAAUGUCUGUAUCUGAGUAUGAUAAUUUUAAAAUUAAGGUUUUACUCCUCACAUAUUAGGGUAUGAAGUAGGGAAAUAUGCUUUGAAUUUGGAUUUUGCUGCUGUGAAUUCAAGAUAAGGUCUACCAUAAUUUGGCAGUUGCCUGUUAGUGAUUUGUAAGGUAAUCUUAUUCAAUAAUGAAAACAAAAAAAAAUGGGGGGGGGAACUUGUGCAGUUUUGUAAAGUUUUUUACAAAUAUUUCUACCUCAGAUAGUUUUUCUGUAUUACGGUCAUCAGAGGAGAGAGGCGUAAGUUUUGGUUCAUCUCUGGUGUCUGAUUCUGUAGUUAACCUGUCAUAGUAGCAUUCAAGCCUGAACUGGGAGCAGCCCAGCCUCCUGAGGACACACAGUUCUUAGCUUCUGAAUCCCUAAGUUCUUGCAGAACUGGAGAAUUUCCCUCAGAGAAGAGUUCACUGCUGGACUAAAGGGUUCCGCUUCUAGAGUGACCUGCGUCUGAAGAUUGCUGUUUUCCCGGUUCUGUGGUCUGUGUGCGCUCUGCGACACGUGACAGGAGCGCACCUGGGGAGCGCGAUGCGAGGCCCCGUCAGCGCUCUGCUCCCAGCCUCGCGCCAUCGUGUGGGGUGGCGUGGCUGUGGCCCGCAGGCGUUGGCAGUCUGGUGUUCACAAGGACAGGCCCGAGGUGGCCUGCCGGCCUGCUGUGCUUUCUACAGUGGGAUAGAGGGUUUCUGAUAGAUUUGGAGCAACAGUGUUGUUUCAGUUUCCACUUGUCACUUUUCUGUCUCCUUAAUAAUUUACCACUUAAAAUGCACAUGAUCAUGAAGACAGCAUCUGGGAAUUCUGAUGUCCUUAACCCUUGAUCAAAAAAAAAAAAAAUCUACAAAAGCCCUCAAAUUCUCUGAGAUUAUAUAGUUUUAAAAGAGAUGAUUACCAUAAAGAGGGCAUGCAUUUUUCAGGUUAUAUCUGCUUUGUUUUUACCUCUCUUCCUUUUUCAAAAAGUAUUGACUGUGUGAGUAUAACUUAAGCAGAUUCUAUUUAAAUUCUUUGUGAACCUUUGGGAAGAGUUGUGUUGCAUUUCUCGGGUCAUGGACUCUGGGCAGCUCAUUAUAGAAUGGAUGUCUCCCCACCUCCUGCAUUAGCAGAAAUAUAUUUGCACAUGAAAAUUUACAAGAACUGUCCCCCACCAAAACCUGGUAAUGGUAAAAAAAAUUCAGGUUAAAGAUCCUUUCUUUAGAAGGCUGUUUAAACAUUGAACUUUUGUUGUAUAAAUAACAGGCAAUACUUUAAAAGCAUGGAAUAGUGGUUUUCAAUAUUAUAAUUUCUUUUAUCUGUUACUUAGCAUUUAUGGAAUACAUUCAGGUUACAUAAAGCCAUAGAGUUUUAUGGUAAGCUGGUCAAAUAAUGAAUAGAAUUGAUAAUUCUUUGCAGUUUCUCCUCUUAUAAUAAGUACCAUCGAGAUGCUAGGCUUGACAGUAGUUCAGUCUUUUCCAUCAACAAAGAAACGUGUUAACAGUGCAGUGACUGCAGCCAGCUACCGUGGUCUUCACUCGCACGGAAGUAGCUUCCCGCGUAAGCGUAUCGGCCAAAAUGAAAGCCCACAGCCUGUUUGUCUGGAAGGAAUAGUUGUGAGUUUUUAAUAACGACGCCUGUACCUCAGGUAGCCUGAGUGUCUAGCUGGGUUGAAAUACGCUGUGCAAGAUAAAAGCCUUGUAAAGCAUGUUUUGUGUUGAAAUAGGUAUCUUCUUGGGAAAUGUAGAUGAAUAGCCACAGAAAAAAUAAUGAUUUGGACCUUAUACUCCACAGGGGCAAAUGUGCUGCCUGUUUUGGAGAAGUGGGCAGAGGUCGUGUGUUCAGGGAGAGAGGUAGGGAUCUCUUAGAAUGGAGGAGAGAAAGAACAGGAUUUGAAGGGGAAAUAAGGAGUGUAGAACAGCCCAGCACUGUCAGGGGUCCUGGAGAGUAAGUGGUCAGAAGGGUAACGGGAUCUCUGACGGGAAAACGCAGCUCUUUUGUGAUUUUCAGUUUAGGCUUCCUUGGGUACUUGGUAUGAACUGUAGUUCAUUGUGGGGCAAUUAAUAAAUAACAGACAACCGCGGUGAACUUCUGUUUACAUUCCCAACUAGGAAAAAGAUGGCUAAUCUUUGUGUUUAUGUAUUGUUAUCUUUGCUUUAGUAACUCAAAAUCCCAUAGCUUCCAUUGGUUGGUGAGAAUUUUAAGUGACUUUCUCAUCAAAACGAUUAGAGUCAAAAUUACUGUUACAUGUGGUGAAGUGAAUAUGCACAGAAUUUAGGAACUAAAAGCUCUUGAGUCGCCCUUCCCAACCCACGAAAGAAAAAAUGACAAGUACAGUAUAUAAGGGCCUAGUCAGUUAUGACAAUGGAAAAGUGUGAUUGUAAAAAGUUGGGAACCCCCUAAUUAAUAUUUUUUAAGGUUUGCAUUGCAAAAUGAUGUUUAAUUUUAACUUGUGAUGGCUCGUCCGUUCUUUCUAGUUUGAAUAAGAAGCUUGUUUUAUAAGCUUUAUCUAUUGGAAAAUUAAUUUUAGUUGGGAGCUAAAGUUUUGAUUUUGAUUUUGGGGAUGCAGGUUUUUAAGUCUGAAAGUGAUACUUUAGAUUGUCUUUUUUUCUUUAAGGAGUGGAUUGCAAAACUGAAUGACAGGAUCAGCAAUUUAACUGUUUUAUGUUUGGUUGUGCAUAAACUAGGCUCUUCCCUACAAGAAAGCCAAGUGCAAACAUUGGAGAGUUCCUUCUUUACGGAGGGUAGUGAGAGCUGUAAGUGGGUAUCCUUCUGGGUCUCUGGUAGACAACCUUGACCUUGAGAGCAAGACUGGAAAAAUCCUUUCUGAAGGUGCCCUCUCUUACUUAGUGGCCCAAACAGUAAAAGUGCCUGUUAGUGAUUACAUUAAAAAAACCUUGGUCUGGUACUACUUUCCGCUUUUGCUAUAAGUAGACCUUCAGUGAACGUCUUAAAAUCGGGUUAAUACUGUUAAGGCUUGUGUUUGUGAGGUAAGUUACUGUGGAAUUUUAUUCCUCUGGACUCGGGAGACAGUCCUGCAGAAGUUACAGACGUUUAGCUUGUUUUUAAUGAAGUCCACUAAGAUAUUGUAGGUGUUUCUAUACUCAGUCACAUUUGGAAUAGUUAGCUGUGUGUUUUUCUUAGAGGUGUUGGUAAUUUAGCUGACCUUUUAAAGUUUAGAAAAAUCUGAGCCCAUGUCUCGCUAACAUUUUAAAUUGCUAAAUUUUUAGUCAGGAACAUAGUCAGGCUGUGGCUAGAUCUAACAUUGUUUACUCUGAGGAUUUAUGUGAAUAUGAGAGACCUAUAAAUGCUGAACAGAGUGUAGCGUGUUCAGAGUAUCAGAGCUGUUCUGGCAGACUCGUCUCUGAAAAGAAAGGGAGGACGGUAGUGUAAAGGAAAGAGGGAGGAGGGGUCUGGGAGGUUGGUAUUAAAGGGCGAUUCCUCUGAUCCUGUCGUUGAAGGUCCCUGAAGGGCUGAGUGAGACAGCUUGGGAAGACGGGCAGCAGUGGUGAGCUGACGUGGGUUCCUGUGGGUUCCUGCCGGUGAGACACAGGAGUGCAUUAUGGAGACAAAAUAAGAUUGGGGGACAUUUUCUUUUUAUAGAAGACUGAUAGGAUGAAUAAGAAAAUUACAGCUUUUCAUUUUGUUCACUCUGAGUUUUACUAAACUUCUGAAAUGGGCAUUUGGCAAGGAGAAGAGAGGACUGUUGAUGACAUGAUAGUAUUUUUGCCGAUGAUGCUAGUGUAAAUGACGUGCGAAAAGGAGGACAGGUUGUGUGCGUGUUUCAUAAUUUAACAAGAAGUGAUCCCUCUGGAUUAUAUUCAGUCAGUCCACCCAGCUGAACCAGCACUCCAUCGGGAACUAAAAGACGGAAGCGUUUGAAUGGCCUGAAAGUGCUGUGGGUUAAAAAUGCUCAGUGCUGAGAUGUCAGUUGGAGUCUUGGCAACUGAAUAUGAGAAAAGAAGUUUAAAAUAUUUGUAGAAUUUUCUUUCAUGUUUCCGUUAAUGAAUUUGUUUAAAAGCCAGGUGUAAACAGUUAUUUAGGUAAUCAAAUUUAUUCUCAGUACUCUGUGCUCGCCAUGUACUGUAUGUUUUGUAUUCAGAACACAAAUUACUGGGGCUGAAUAUAUUCCUUAAAGAAAAAAAUAAUUUUCUGAUGAAAUACCAGCAGGAACAGAUGGUGGGGACGUAGCUCAGCAAUAAAUAAGAUUAAUAUGUUCAGAGCUCUUUUGAGAUUGUGAAGACAGGGGAAGAAAGUUUAGCCUGUCAAGAGGGAGCAACCACUGCCUACCUGAACCCAGCUUGACUUGGGCUUUGGAAAAAACCCAUUUCUGAUCAACAUGCCUAGAAAAUUGAGCUUCACCUGUGUUUGAAAUUCUUUGUUCCCGUACGGUUUCUGCCUGUGUUUCAAGAACAGCCACUUGAGACCUUUCAGGGGACCCGCAGGUGUUGGGUGGCACCAGUCAGGCUGAUGGUAAAAUGUGAGUUAAAGAUCUUUUUGUGAAGAAAACUAAAAGUUUUCACUUGAUAAAAUUGCAGUGCAUUUUUAGAAAUAUCUGUCGGAAGGUAAAAGUUAAACAACCGAAGAGAGUAACAUGAGAAACGAGUUAUCUUUUAGAAAUAAUCACUAUUGGGUAUUUGAUUAGAACCAAGAAAUCAUAAACUUGGUUUGCACUUCAGAAGUGGGUAUCUUAAAAAUUCUGUGAUUCCUGUCAUUUUUUUUCUAUCAAACGUCUUGGUUAGCUGAAACUUAUUAAUCCGUGAAUAAUAUGAGUUUUAGUCAUUUUUUUCUAAAAUGUAGCAUCACUUGAUUUUAAAUUAGGAGUAAUUUUUUUAAAAGACGUUUUGAUAGUUGCACUUUGCUCACUUUAAGUUGCGUUUUGUAAUAAAACUAAAUGGAGUGUUCUCCUGGUACAGAGGCUCUCAGAGGCAAACCUACUUCAGCUAGCUGGAGAUGGUGACGAUCUUAAUUUUGGUCCCGGCUACAUUGUCACUGCCUCGGACUAAGGACCGCCGCCUGCUCUUGCACCUGGUGGGUCCCCUGCCCCAUCAGGCGGCGUUGGAGCAUUACUGCAGCGUUCAGUGACUGGGAAAGGGCGUUUGCUCUCCCUUACUGAAUGAGGCGCAUUCACCGUCAGUAUUUAUUUAUGGUAAUGAGGAAUUAAGGUUGAUAUUUUUAAAUAUUAUAGAUUCCAGUAUAUUACUGCCCAAACAAGACCAAAAUGUACAUAGAUGGUCAUUACAUUGUGGACAAGAUGUCGUGUAAACUUGGGACUGUUUAGUCUGGGACGUGCAGGCUCUGUGCGCCUCCUCGGCCUUUGAAGCCAAAAGGCAGGCGGCACAGAGUCACGCACGAGUGUGCUUUCCACGGCAGGUCACGCUAGUCCUCUGUGGCCGCGAGCCGCCUCUGGAGCAGCGUUGUCUUAGACCCUGCCCAGGUGCCCUGUCUGGUGUCCCGGGCUGGGAUGUGCUAAGUGGGCCUGCGCCGUGCUAAGUGGGCCUGCGCCGUGGGCGCCACCUGGGCCCAUGAGACCCCUGCGUCUCAGCCCUGCCCACCCUGGGCCUGCGAGUCGGCAGCUGCAGCGGAGCCAGAGCCUCUGGGACGUCUGCGGAGUGCUGCCCUGAGACUUGCACCGAGGCGCCCACUCUUUCUCCGUGGCUUCCCUUCGAUGGGAGAAUCAAACUCCAUCCCGAUCCCACAGGUCCUUAACUCGAAUUUCUCUGGUUUUCCUCUGUUCACCUUUUAAAUAAAUUGAACCUAAUUGA